This is a messenger RNA of Phycodurus eques (leafy seadragon), 1063 nucleotides long. It is a transcript of the gene rfxank, whose product is annotated as regulatory factor X-associated ankyrin-containing protein. The transcript has 8 exons. Gene Ontology annotation, molecular function: protein binding. The record is from RefSeq and is a predicted model, not a curated record. Lineage: Eukaryota; Metazoa; Chordata; Actinopteri; Syngnathiformes; Syngnathidae. Gene Ontology annotation, cellular component: nucleus. Bases 150 to 842 code for a protein of 230 amino acids. Gene Ontology annotation, biological process: regulation of transcription by RNA polymerase II.
UUCCCGCCUUCACGAAACAUAUUUCACGUAAACGCGAUAUAUUCAGUCCUAAUAUGGUUCAGUUGAAUGUCUUUCGAUAAUUAAUGUUUAAUUGAACAAAAUUCAAUGUGUUUUGCCACUCCUCGACGACUAUCGUGACACCGGUGAUAAUGGACAUAGGAGGAGACCAAGACCCAAAUAAUCACACAUCAAGUGCAAAGUCUUGUGAAUACAGAGAGAAUGCCGACGCGGAUGAAGAGGGUCUGUUCAACCAUUCGACCACGCUCACCAACAGGCAGCGUGGCAAUGAAGUUAAUGCACGCCCAACAAAGUUAGACUCUCUGUCCAUACAUCAGCUCGCCGCCCAGGGUGAGGUUUUGCAAGUGGCAGUCCAACUAAAUAAAGACAGUUCGCUGCUGAGCAAACAGGAUGAAGGAGGCUUCACUCCUCUUAUGUGGGCAGCGGCGUUUGGAGAGAAAACAGUGGUGGACUUGCUCUUGGAAAAGGGCGCAGACCCCAAAAUAGUUGCAAGGGACCGAGAAAGUGCGCUGACGCUGGCCAGCUCCGGAGGCUACGUGGACAUCAUCGUGGCUCUCCUAAGACGUGGGGUUGACGUCAACGCCUAUGACUGGAAUGGAGGGACUCCGCUUCUGUAUGCUGUUCGAGGAAACCAUGUUAAAUGUGUAGAGGCGCUCUUAGCUAAAGGCGCUGACAUGACCACAGAGUCCGAUUCUGGCUACAGUGCAAUGGCCUUAGCUGUUGCUCUCGGAUACAAAAAGAGUAAUUAUCACCUUUCAACUACACAAUUAUUAAGUUUACAAAAAGGUUUUUCUCAUUUUAACAUUUUAUUUUUUCCGUCGUAGUUCAGAAGGUGUUGGAGGACCAUAUCCUGAGACACUAUAAUCCAACAUGCCGAUAAAUUAAACACCUAGAAAGUACUUAUUUUUGUUUAGUUUGUAUGCAAGGCAGUAUCACAAAAAUGUAUCAAUAAUUGCCAACUGUGCAACUCACAGGAUUGUUCAAUUUGGCUGUAGACCAGCAACAAUGAAUGUAAACAAGUUGUAAUAAAUUAAUUUUGUUAUGA